Molecule: messenger RNA, 3061 nt
Organism: Pimephales promelas (fathead minnow)
Lineage: Eukaryota; Metazoa; Chordata; Actinopteri; Cypriniformes; Leuciscidae
Source: RefSeq, a predicted model, not a curated record
UCGCAGGUGGAUAAACUGGUGGCUCAGCAUGACAAGGAGAAGCUGACGCUGGAGAAGCUGCUGGAGAAGGCCAUCAAGAAGAGAGGAGAAAACAACUGCUCCGAGUUGAAGAAGGAAACGGCGAUAAAGGUGGAGACGCUCACGACAGACCAUAAAGAAAAGGUGAAGGACAUGGUGGCCCAGCACACUAAAGAGUGGUCCGAGAUGAUCAACGGCCACAGCACAGAGGAGCAGGAGAUGAGGGACGCCCAUGUGACGCAGCAGUGCGAGGUCUUGAAGAAGCUUCUGGCCAGCGUUCAGGACCAGCAAACACUGCAGCUCAAGCUCAUCCACGAGCGGCAAAGCAAAGAGAUGAAGGGUAACCAGGCGAAGACGUCCAUGGAGAACAGCAAAGCCAUCAGCCAGGACAAGAGCAUCAAGAACAAGGCUGAGCGCGAGAGGAGAGUUCGGGAGCUGAACAGCAGCAACACCAAAAAGUUCCUCGAGGAGAGAAAACGGCUGGCCAUGAAGCAGGCGAAGGAGCUGGAGCAGCUGCAGAAGAACCAGCGUGAGCAGCUGGAGAAACUCGAGAAGUUCAAUGAGCAGCUUUUGAAAUCCCAUCAUGCAAACAGUCAGACUCCAGGCCAAAGACAUGCAGAAGAUGGUGAAGCUGGAGGAGGACAUGGACCGCAGACCAGCCACAGUGGUGUAAACACUCCGUCAGUCCACUGAGAAGACCAGAGGAAACCCUCAUGAUCUCCCACACGAGUCACGAGUGCUGAAGACAUCAGUCUGUCCCCCGGGCUCCGUCUUCAUCCAUCUGUCCCCCGGGCUCCAUCUUCUGUCUUUCACCCUGAGAGUCCCUGCCCUCUGUAGAUCACUAGCCCCGCCCUCUCUCCCUACCUCAGCUCUAACCUCGCCCACUCUUGCUACCUCAGCUCUAACCCCGCCCACUCUCCCCAUCUCAGCUCUAACCCCGCCCACUCUCCCCAUCUCAGCUCUAACCCCGCCCACUCUCCCCAUCUUAGCUCUAACCCCGCCCACUCUCCCCAUCUUAGCUCUAACCCCGCCCACUCUCCCCAUCUUAGCUCUAACCCCGCCCACUCUCCCUACCUCAGCUCUAACCCCGCCCACUCUCCCUACCUCAGCCUUUACCCCGUCCACUCUCCCCAUCUCAGCUCUAACCCCGCCCACUCUCCCCAUCUUAGCUCUAACCCCGCCCACUCUCCCUACCUCAGCUCUAACCCCGCCCACUCUCCCUACCUCAGCCUUUACCCCGCCCACUCUCCCCAUCUCAGCUCUAACCCCGCCCACUCUCCCCAUCUUAGCUCUAACCCCGCCCACUCUCCCUACCUCAGCUCUAACCCCGCCCACUCUCCCUACCUCAGCCUUUACCCCCGCCCACUCUCCCCAUCUCAGCUCUAACCCCGCCCACUCUCCCCAUCUUAGCUCUAACCCCGCCCACUCUCCCUACCUCAGCUCUAACCCCGCCCACUCUCCCUACCUCAGCUCUAACCCCGCCCACUCUCCCCAUCUCAGCUCUAACCCCGCCCACUCUCCCCAUCUCAGCUCUAACCCCGCCCACUCUCCCCAUCUCAGCUCUAAACCCGCCCACUCUCCCUACCUCAGCUCUAACCCCGCCCACUCUCCCUACCUCAGCUCUAACCCCGCCCACUCUCCCUACCUCAGCCUUUACCCCCGCCCACUCUCCCUACCUCAGCUCUAACCCCGCCCACACCAGCUAACACCACGGUGAAGACGGCGCUGGUGGGACAGACCCGUCACACACACGUGUUUUUCUACAGUCCGCUGCGGCCCGUCCGUCAUCAGCAGAGCUGCAGCCAUGAUGGGUCGACGACUCAAAAGUGAACUUUUCAAGCCGUAUUUCAGCCGUAGCAGAGCCAGGCCAGCGGACGAGUCUGAUUAACAGACGGUUUAGUUAAUGUCGUCAGCACAAUACCUGUGAACGGUGCGCUAGUUUAAUGUCCUGAGCACUUUAUAUGUGAUAGGAUGUCGAGGACCUUUGACUAUGUAGCAGAGCACUAGCUUUCCUCAGUACAGUAAGAAUGUAGAGUCUGGAAUCCACACGAGUUCCACUGCUGUCCCGAGCUUUUAUCGUCCGCUCCCGUCGGUUUUUAAGACGUACACGUCAUUUUAACCCAAAUGUUGUUUCGUUUUAACGGUGACACUUUUUAAACAGGCUUUGAGAUGUAGAUGGUGCUCAAGGAGUUUGCUUUUGCUGUUCGGUAGGCGACGGAUCCUCAGUCUCGUAGCGGCGACGCUUGCAGGUCCUGAUCCAUGGGGAUUUGGAUGCAUCGCCAACACAAACUAUUUACUUUCCUCGGACACGACGCUGAACUUUGGCUCCACCUGGGUUUGUGUUCUCUCACUUUCAGGAGGUCUGAUCUAUCAGUACUUGUUUUAAAGAGAGGUGAUUGAUUGUACCGCUUAUUCCGGCCUGUAUUAGCCGAGCACUUAAGGGAUUUUGGAAUCAUAUGUAUAUUGGUUGUCGUGGGUUUCCCAUUUAUUGGUUUCGUUCCCUUUUCUUCUUUUCUUUUGCAUCAUGUUUCCAAGUGUUCGGCGGUGACCACAUAUCUCGUGUGAAAGCAAAGUGCUUUAAAACUCCAUCGCUUACAAAUGUGCCACUAAAUGUCAUGUAGGACCUUUAAAUUAUUUUACUAUGAUAAAUGCCAAAAUAAGGGGUUAUUUAUAUAAAGAUACAUAUAUUAUAGCGGGUAGAUUAAGACUACAUUUGAUUUCUUAGAAGCUUUUUGCACUAGAUGAAUGUUUUCUGUUGUGCGACUUCCUUGUAGACUUUUGCUCUAAAUUAUAGUUUGCAGGAAAAGCAGAUUAUUUUUGCAGAACUGUCGCUCUGAAUUUCACCGUUUCUAUUCGUUUGUCUCUCUGUAGCUCAAUGGACCAUGCUGUGGGUGCUUUUGUAUUUAUAUAUAUAUAUAUAUAUAUGUAUAUCGUAUUUGUCAAACUUCUAGCAAUGAAAAUACUCAAAAAAUACUGUUGUUAUCCUGCUACUUUAAUACUGUUUUAUAGUAUGUGUACCAAUAAACUAUUCCAGGUGUUAAAU